AAAGUGUCAGGAACUAGAUAGUUUAAGAUGAGCAAUUGAAGGGACUAAGACCGUGAUCCACACAGAGCCUGGCUUCUUUGUGCUUCAUCACAAGGCGUGCUGCUGUCCGGGCUACUUAAGCACCCUUUUACCAAGUGAACUUCGUGGAGAUCCAGCUGGCAGACACAAGGAGUUCAGAAAACAGGACCACAGAGGUUACACUCUGGGAUCCUGGCCAUGAGGUUGAAUGCCUCACCUUACUGAAAAAAGACACUGGACCUAAAUGGCGCAGCAUGACUUUGUUCCUGCUUGGCUAAAUUUCUCAACACCACAGUCAGCUAAGACCCCUGCAGCUACCUUUGAAAAACACGGAGAGCACCUGUCCCGAGGUGAAGGUAGAUUUGGAGUUAGCCGGCGUCGACAUAAUUCAUCUGAUGGUUUUUUUAACAAUGGGCCCCUUCGAACUACAGGAGAUUCCUGGCACCAGCCCUCCCUGUUCCGCCAUGACUCUGUGGACUCUGGUGUCUCUAAGGGAGGAUCAUAUGCUGGAAUCACAGGAAGUCUGUCUGGAUGGCAUGGCUCUAACCGGGGUCAUGAUGGCAUGAGCCAGCGUAGCGGAGGUGGCACAGGGAAUCAUCGUCACUGGAAUGGCAGCUUCCACUCCCGGAAAGGCUCUGCCUUUCAAGAAAAAACACCAACAGAGAUUCGGGAAGAAAAGAAAGAAGACAAGGCAGAAAAAUUACAGUUUGAGGAGGAAGACUUUCCUUCUUUGAAUCCAGAAGCUGGCAAACAGAAUCAGCCAUGCAGACCUAUUGGGACCCCUUCUGGAGUGUGGGAAAACCCACCUAGUGCCAAGCAACCUUCUAAGAUGCUAGUCAUCAAAAAAGUUUCCAAAGAGGAUCCUGCUGCUGCCUUCUCUGCUGCAUUCACCUCAUCAGGAUCUCACCAUGCAAAUGGGAGCAAAUCAUCAACUAUGGUCCCAAGUGUCUACAAGAACCUAGUUCCUAAGCCCGCACCACCUCCUUCCAAGCCCAGUGCAUGGAAAACUAACAGAAUGGAACACAAAUCAGGAUCCCUUUCCAGUAGCCGAGAGUCUUCUUUUACCAGCCCAAUCUCUGUUACCAAACCAGUGGUACUGACUGGUGGCACAGUUCUAAGUUCUCCUAAAGAGAGUCCCUCCAGCAUCACUCCUCCAAUUGAGAUUACCUCCUCUCGUCUGACUAAGUUGACCCGCCGAACUACGGACAGGAAGAGUGAGUUCCUGAAGACUCUGAAGGAUGACCGGAAUGGAGAUUUCUCAGAGAGUAGAGAUGGUGACAAGCUGGAGGAUUUGGAGAAUAACAGUACACCUGAACCAAAGGAAAAUGGAGAGGAAAGCUGUCAUCAGAAUGGCCUUGCUCUCCCUGUAGAAGAGGAAAGGGAAGUCCUCUCACACUCUCUAGAAGCUGAGCACAGGUUAUUAAAAGCAAUGGGGUGGCAGGAAUAUCCCGAAAAUGAUGAGAAUUGCCUUCCCCUCACAGAGGAUGAACUCAAGGAGUUCCAAAUGAAGACAGAGCAGCUAAGAAGAAAUGGCUUUGGGAAGAAUGGCUUUUUACAGAGUCGCAAUUUCAGCCUGUUAUCGGCUUGGAGAAGCUCUUAUAAAACAGACUUUGAAGACUCCGACACAGAAACUAGUAGCAGUGAAACAUCAGAUGAUGAUGCCUGGAAAUAGGCAUAGAAAUGCUCAGUUAAAUCUGACCUGUAAGCUCCACUUGUGUUUUUAGGGAGUAUACAAAAGAAAUUGUUCUUUUCCUUUUCUUCUGUUGCUGUUAAUACUUCAUGCACAAGGGAAAUAAUCAGAUCCCAAAGAGAAAGCAA
Elephantulus edwardii (Cape elephant shrew) is the source of this 1836-nucleotide messenger RNA. RefSeq names its product GC-rich promoter binding protein 1-like 1 (gene GPBP1L1). Gene Ontology annotation, molecular function: DNA binding; RNA binding. NCBI's taxonomy places the organism in Eukaryota, Metazoa, Chordata, Mammalia, Macroscelidea, Macroscelididae. Gene Ontology annotation, cellular component: nucleus. Gene Ontology annotation, biological process: positive regulation of DNA-templated transcription; DNA-templated transcription. The coding region runs from base 263 to 1690 and encodes 475 amino acids. The transcript is spliced from 11 exons. The record is from RefSeq and is a predicted model, not a curated record.